AUGGGGGGCGGUCCAGCGGCGGCGGUCUGGCGACGGCGGUCCGGCGACAGAGCUGGUGCUACACACAUGGAUGGUAAUCAAAUUGUUGUGGAAGUUCAAGAAACGGUUUAUGUGUCAGAUGUUGUGGAUUCCGACAUAAUUGUACAUAACUAUGUUCCUGAUGACCCAGAUUCAGUUGUAAUCCAAGAUGUUAUUGAGGAUGUUGUUAUAGAAGAUGUCCAGUGUACAGAUAUCAUGGACGAAGCAGAUGUAUCGGAAACAGUCAUCAUCCCUGAACAAGUGCUGGAUUCAGAUGUAACCGAAGAAGUUUCUUUAACACAUUGCACAGUUCCAGAUGAUGUUUUAGCUUCUGAUAUUACUUCAGCCUCAAUAUCUAUGCCAGAACAUGUCUUGACAAGUGAAUCUAUACAUGUGUCUGACGUUGGUCACGUUGAACAUGUGGUUCAUGAUAGUGUAGUAGAAGCAGAAAUCGUCACAGAUCCUCUGGCUGCUGAUGUUGUCUCAGAAGAAGUGUUGGUAGCAGACUGUGCCUCUGAAGCAGUCAUAGAUGCCAAUGGGAUCCCAAGUCCUAGGGUUCUGAUUGAAGUCAGUAUUAAUGGCCCUUAA
Molecule: messenger RNA, 606 nt
Organism: Mus pahari (shrew mouse)
Lineage: Eukaryota; Metazoa; Chordata; Mammalia; Rodentia; Muridae
Product: zinc finger X-chromosomal protein-like
Exons: 3
Coding region: 1-606 (201 amino acids)
Biological process (GO): regulation of DNA-templated transcription
Cellular component (GO): nucleus
Molecular function (GO): DNA binding; metal ion binding
Source: RefSeq, a predicted model, not a curated record